AUGAGAGGUACCGUGCAAGUUUUCUUCGUGCUCCUCCUAGCAACUGUGUCCCACUGUGCAGUGAUCACAGGGGCCUGUGAACGAGAUGUCCAGUGUGGAGCUGGUACCUGCUGUGCUAUCAGCCUGUGGCUGCGGGGGCUGCGGUUGUGCACACCACUGGGUCGGGAAGGAGAGGAGUGCCACCCAGGAAGCCACAAGAUCCCCUUCUCUAGGAAACGCCAGCACCACACCUGUCCUUGCUCGCCCAGCCUCCUGUGCUCCAGGUUCCUGGACGGCAGGUACCGCUGCUCCCGGGACUUGAAGAACGCCAACUUUUAGUCUGUCUGGGCUCAGAAUCCCUAUUGGGUGACCUCUUCUGCAUUUCUUCUAUGUGAUUUAGUUCCCUGCGACUGCUCCAUUCCCCGCCCUGUCCACUGCAGGCACUUGAGCAGACGGGCACACCUUCUCCUACGGAAUAGUCCACGGGUGUGUUUGCAGAGGAGGCUGUGACCUUGAGAAGCUGGCCAGCCCCGCGAAGUUAUGAGGCUGCAUUCCUCCCAGUUGUCUGGCCUGUCCUGCAUGCACCUUCUUCCUAAAUCACAGCCUCCUGGGUACUGGCCCUUGGGGGCAUCACUAAGUCACAGGUCCUGUGGGGUUGUGGGCCAACAUGAGGAGUGUUCAUCUUUCUUUGACUGACUAGCUCCUUACUUUAGGACCAUAGGUACAAAGUCAGCUUUUCUCAGAGCAAGAAGACUUCAGGGUCUCUUUGAAGUUGGGGUGAGAGGCAGCUCAGAGGGUUCUGGGUAUGUGUGUGUUGGGGAUCUUCUAGGAAGAACUGGGACGGUGGGGGAAGCUCCC
Myodes glareolus (Bank vole) is the source of this 837-nucleotide messenger RNA. RefSeq names its product prokineticin 1 (gene Prok1). Lineage: Eukaryota; Metazoa; Chordata; Mammalia; Rodentia; Cricetidae. Gene Ontology annotation, biological process: endothelial cell proliferation. The record is from RefSeq and is a predicted model, not a curated record.